CCUCCUUUACACUUGACCAUGGUGGACAUUGGCCUGGGAAAAGUGAACUAUCAGCUCAACUAGGUUGCAGUUUUUGUUUUUCUUAUUUAAGAAAAAAACUUCCACGGGCUAGCCAGGCGAUGUCACAGCAGAAGCAGCAAUCUCAGGAGACUCCAAGUGCUCUCAGAUGCCCCCCUCCCCAAGGCCCAAAUCCUUCCCUGGUUUCCUGCUCCGCUCCUUGAGCUCCCUGUACAGGAGGCUGUAGUUCUGUUUCCCGAAGGGCCUGGCAUCAGAGCCCGGCAGGCUCUUGGAGGGCUCGCCGGAAGCCCCACUGCCUCAGGGGUGGCACAACCUACCACAUCAAAGAGGAGGAGUGUUAAGGAGUAUUAAGGUGACUGGCCCAGAAGAGGGAGCACGAGGACAGCUGCUCUGGCCCCACCCGGGUCUCCGGCACUCAUUCAC
Molecule: messenger RNA, 441 nt
Organism: Balaenoptera musculus (blue whale)
Lineage: Eukaryota; Metazoa; Chordata; Mammalia; Artiodactyla; Balaenopteridae
Gene: LCE6A
Product: late cornified envelope 6A
Exons: 2
Source: RefSeq, a predicted model, not a curated record